AUCCAACUGCUACCAGUCACAGUCUCACUUCUUGCCGUGUCAGAUGUAUUUUGUCAAAAGUGUGGAAAAGGCUCAUGUCGUAUACAUUUGAAAAUUUCUCAUGGAAGUUCAAUUGAUAUCAUAAGAUUUCGCUCAGUGUCAUAAUUGUGAAAUUUACAUAAUACGUCUAAUUAGCGUGGAAUAAUUGAAAAUUGUACUUAGAACUUUUGUAAGAAGUCAGCAUAAGUGAAACGCUUUUAUUUGACUUGGAGAAAGUGUGUCACAGCCGUAAACUGAUGUAAGUGAUUGUUUCAAUCAAAAAGAUCCUAUGGGACUAUAUUUGAAAAUUUGUGGAGGAAAUUUUAUGAUUCAUCACCCAAGGGCAAUUUGCACGGGUGUCGAUUUUCCAUGUUUCCAACAAUUGAGCAUCAAUUGAAAAUCCCAUUUGGAUUGGACAUUGAGUGAGAAUUCGAAUUACAAAACCGGCAAACUAACAAACUCUCAUCCUCUGCGGAAAUAUUGUGCAAAUUAUUCGCUGCAUUGCAAUAUUGUGAUUGGUAUCUCUGGAAAUAUCUCGGAUACUACGUAUAGCUAAUCGUGGGCCGCCCUAUAAUUGCAGAUUAGUUUAUUAGAACAAAGCAUUCAUGAGUGAUUUACAUAAAUUUCCCUACUUGAACUGCUCAAAAUCGAGUAGAACUUCUGAGCACCUGAGUCAGAUUACAGCUUUCUAAAGAGUGAAAAAUCCGUGGCUGUGGAGGAGCAUUCAGUUUUGUGGUGAAAUCACCUGAGCAGCCCCUCAAACAAAUUCUCCCUGUGUGUUGGGGGUGGUGGAGCAAAUGAGAGGGAUGGAACGUAGAAAAUUGUUUGCCAAGUUGAUAUUGGCACUACUGAAUGUUCUCGUUGGUCAGCAUCAGCCAGGUGUCUGCCAGUCGUUGGACAUGUCACACUUGAAUGGCGAUGGAAUGCCUACAGUUUUGCCAAAGUUCAUUUCACGCGGAAAUCUCUACAAAGUCACCACGGGGGAUACCGUCACCCUUCCGUGUCGCGUGCAGAACCUCGGUACCUUUGUGUUGCUCUGGCGACGCGGAAGUUCAGUUCUAACUGCUGGUCCCCUCAUGAUUACACGCGACAAUCGUUUCAAGCUUGUUGACACGUACGAUUUGCAGAUAACCGGUGUUCGGACUCAAGAUGCCGGAGACUACAUCUGCCAGAUUGGUGACCAAGAGACCAGGGAUCAAGUUCACACUCUUGAAAUUUUAGUGCCACCUACAGUACGUGCUGUGCCUCAAAAUGGUCUGGUGACAGCUCGUAAGGGCAGUACCGUGACACUUGAGUGCAAAGCAUCAGGAAAUCCUGUACCAUCGAUCUACUGGUACAAGAGGGAUCCCCUGGCGGGUUCUACUCAUCUGUCAGAUAGUUCUACUCUAGUUCUCGACCGGGUUGAGCGACAGCAUGCUGGAGUUUAUCAAUGUGCUGCUGACAAUGGGGUGAGGGAACCUGUCUCAGCAGAUGUUCAACUCACAGUACUAUCUCCUCCCGAAAUCACCGUAGAGAAGAGCUGGGUGCAUGCUAGUGAAGGACACGAUGUAGAACUUUGCUGUACAGUGCACGGAGAUACAAGUUCAGAGAUGCAGUGGUUUCAGAAUUCCUUCCUUCUGGAUCCCACAGAACGUCGAACUAUGCAUUCAGUUGGUGAGCAGUAUCUGCUGACCAUUAGAAACUUCCAGACAUCGGAUUUUGGCAACUACAGUUGCGUAGCAGAUAAUGCGUUAGGGCGUACGAAGAAGUACAUUGAGGUGUCUGGAAGACCGGGUCCGGCUACCUUCCUAUCACCUGUCUACAGUGGCUAUUUGGACAAUUACAAUCUCACUUGGAAUGUUGAGUCCAUUCCACCACUUGAGGAAAUAAGGCUGCUAUACAGAAAAUUACUGAUGAACGAGACAUACCAGCACCCAGGAAAGUGGAAUGAUGUAGUACUGGUGCCCACUAUGGCACGUUCAGAGCCUAACCACUUUGUCAUGUCGCAUACCAUCAAGAACCUGGAGCGAAAUUCCGUCUACGAGGCGAUUAUCCAGGCCAAGAACCGAUACGGAUGGAAUGAGAUAAGUGAUAUCCAUCAGUUUUACACACGGAGUUCGGAAACACCAAUAGAAGACAUGGACUUCACAAUGAGCUCCAUGUCGGCCGCAGUGGAUAUCGAUUGGGGAGGUAUCCUGACCCACUGUCUCCCGCUGCUGUCGUUCCAUCGUUGGAUAAUUGCGUCAUAAGUUUUAAAGGAAAACUCCUGCGGUGUAGUGUCUAAAAUACGAUAUCGUGAGGUUAUCUCACAUUAAAUGGUGCGUCUAAUGCCAACAUCAUCUAACAAUUGCUGUUAAAAUCCUCAACAUACCCCCUGAGACAGUAAUAUCAGUGUAAACUAUCUUUGAUGGUCUCAAACUUAGCCCAACAUCGGAAGACAUCUCCCAAGUUUAUGGGCUCUGAUGAUCUCAAAAGCAUCUCAUCGUGAUGUGUCAAUGUGCUCCCUCUUGUUACUAAGCCCCCAAAAAGAAAGACAAUGCAAGUGCCUUAAAUACAUAAAGAAGAAA
Messenger RNA from Phlebotomus papatasi, 2564 nucleotides. RefSeq names its product limbic system-associated membrane protein-like. Lineage: Eukaryota; Metazoa; Arthropoda; Insecta; Diptera; Psychodidae. The transcript has 8 exons. The coding region runs from base 816 to 2246 and encodes 476 amino acids. Gene Ontology annotation, biological process: synapse organization; homophilic cell-cell adhesion. Gene Ontology annotation, cellular component: neuronal cell body; plasma membrane; axon. Gene Ontology annotation, molecular function: protein binding; axon guidance receptor activity. The record is from RefSeq and is a predicted model, not a curated record.